AUAAAAUUCGUUGAAGAUGUCAGUCGCUGUGGAAGUAACAAAUAAUGAUAUUCAAAAUAUUGUUGGAAAAUUACCAAAAUCAUUCGGUGGAGUUAAUAGAUUUGAAGUAGUUCCGUUGAGUGACAGCCUCGUUGGAUUUUGGGGCGAUCAUUUCAUCCUUAAAGUUUAUAAUGAUCAACUCGUCAAGCAUGACUUCUUUCUUAAAGCUGUUCCUCGUCAUAUUGAGAGUCGAUUGGAAAUAAUUCAAGAAACUGGAUUUUUUGAACGGGAAAUGAAAAUUUACGAACAUUUCAUUCCUGGACUUCAAGUGCUGUCGUCAAUUUCUUGGUCACCAAAGAUUUAUCUAGCAAAGGAAGAUUAUUUCAUCGUUUUAGAGAACUUAAGGGAUUAUCAUCUAUAUCCAUCAAUCAUAAAUGUCUGGGAUUAUGAUCAUUUUGUUGUAGCCACAAAGACUUUGGCUGUUUUUCAUGCAUCAACUGUGAUUUAUGAAGAAAAGUUUGAACCAAUGAGUGACGAUGAAUUGAAAUUAUUAGAGGAAGUUGCAUAUCCACAAAAGGAAGGUCACAUAAGGUACAGAGGAGUACAAACUGCAAUAGCAACUUUACAAAAAUUAAUUAAACUCAUUCCAAAGUAUCAAAACUCACCAAAACUUGCCGACAUCCUUAAAGCAUUUCCAGAAGUUGUGAGAAAAAUUUUUAAAUUUGUCGAAUCAUCGAAAAAAUUCAGAAAUGUUUUGUUGCACGGAGACAUCUGGGUAAACAAUGUCAUGUUUAAGUACGAGAAUAGUAAACCAGUCGAAGCUAAGUAUAUUGACUUCCAAUUUGCUAGAUACGCGCCUCCAGCUAUGGAUCUUGUUACAUUCUUCUAUGCAUCAUCAACUGUAAAAUUUCGCGAAAAACACUUGAAGGACCUGCUUGAUAUUUAUUGCAAAACAAUCGAAAAUGAACUUAAAAUCCACAAUAUACCAACUUCAGCUCUUCCACGUGACGAGAUUUUGAAAAGUUUCAACGAAUAUAAAAUUGCUGGAUUAAUUGAGGCUGCAUUAUUUAAUCAUACGACUUUACUUCCAUCUGAUGUAGCAACAGACAUGAUGAAUUCGUCUGAGGAAUACGAGAAAUUCUUUCAAGAGUGCCGCAAAGCUAAAUGUGUUAAAGCAUUUGAAGAAUCUCAUUAUAGUGACCGAAUGACUGAAAUUCUAAGCGAAUUAAUCGAUGACUUUAUAGUUCCUUAUUUAUAAAUUUUUGAUUCUUCGAAUUUAUUCAAUCUUUUUGUAAAAAUUAUCAAUAAUUAAUGAUUAAUAAAAAAUCA
Molecule: messenger RNA, 1308 nt
Organism: Chironomus riparius
Lineage: Eukaryota; Metazoa; Arthropoda; Insecta; Diptera; Chironomidae
Source: the annotation of a GenBank genome assembly